GCUUCAACACUGAGUUCAUUGACAUCUGUUCCAUCCUCUCAGGGACAGUCCCCUCUGGCUGAGGAGUGGCAUAACCAGUAUUGCUACCUUUGCCACAAUGGAGCUAAAUACUUAUUCGAGUGCUAUUCCUGCCCUCACAUCAUGUACGACCCCUGCUUAGGAUUAGCGCAGUGGCUCACAGACAAGGCCCAUGCCGAGGACAUAGACUUCCAGUGUCCUGGUUGCCACAAACUCGAAGAGGGUGGUGCGAAGUGCAAAGAGCUACAUCCAUACUUUCCAUUCACACACACAGUACUUGGGAAGAGAAUUCCCAUGUUGGAUAAGCCAGUCAUCAUCUCGGGGAUUUGUGAAAGGGCAUCUAAGUCUCAAGUGUGUGCUGAGUCCACCCUUAUUCUUGAGCUUGUCUACACAGGAGUGGAAAUUCAAGGUUUGUUGCCAUCACUCCUCAACACAACCAUUGAGGAAUAUCACACAAGCAACUCCCUUCUGUAUCAAAAAAUAAUCUUCAAUUUUGGUAUGGAUCGAAAGUUUAGUCAGUGGAGUAUGAGGAUCAAAAAACUGGGUGAAAAGUUGGGCACAUACGCCUUCAAGCGCAAGAUCAUAUUUGUUACUGUUCAUAGCGAAGUCACCCACAGUGACCUGUUUGCAGGGAAGGGCGAGAGUGGUGAGGAUGUUGCAAUGGAGGUUGGCGAGUUCAUGAAAUGCCUGUUCACUUCUCCCCUGCAAAACAUGGUCUAUGGUUCUACACUGUUUAUGUUGACUUGUGGCCCUGUGGUUUCCUUUGAACAAUCAUUAGUGGCAUUGAAGCAAUCUAUUGCACAACUCUGGCCAGAGUAUAUGGUCGCAUUCACUGCCAAGGAUUUCCUCAAUGUGGUUGUCAAAAUUUUCAUCAUGUUGUAUGGCGUCGAAGUCUUGAUUGAAGGACAUGCUCUGGAGAAUGUACUCAUGGUACCACAGCCAUCAGCGCCCAUGGGGCACAUCUCUAUCCAUGGGGUGCCUGAAAUGUGGUGCCAUCCAUCCAUGGGCACGAUUGAAGCUGGACCCUCAUCCACCGAGUGGUUAUCACCCAAAGACUCAAGUGUCCACGUGCUGCAAGUGUGCCUUUGA
Messenger RNA from Pisolithus orientalis, 1107 nucleotides. RefSeq lists its product as uncharacterized. The record is from RefSeq and is a predicted model, not a curated record. The transcript is spliced from 6 exons. The annotation marks the transcript as partial. NCBI's taxonomy places the organism in Eukaryota, Fungi, Basidiomycota, Agaricomycetes, Boletales, Pisolithaceae.